This is a messenger RNA of Microdochium trichocladiopsis, 1789 nucleotides long. Its product is annotated as major facilitator superfamily domain-containing protein. Gene Ontology annotation, biological process: basic amino acid transport; transmembrane transport. Gene Ontology annotation, molecular function: basic amino acid transmembrane transporter activity. NCBI's taxonomy places the organism in Eukaryota, Fungi, Ascomycota, Sordariomycetes, Xylariales, Microdochiaceae. The transcript is spliced from 7 exons. Gene Ontology annotation, cellular component: fungal-type vacuole membrane. The record is from RefSeq and is a predicted model, not a curated record. The coding region runs from base 1 to 1584 and encodes 527 amino acids.
AUGACCAGCACAACAAGGGACAAUGUCUCUGAGCAGACUCCGCUGCUGCGGAACCCCAGCGAAAGUGGUCAGGAAGACAAGUCGAGUUGGACGAAACCGAAAUGGUUUCUACUUAUCCAGAUCGCUCUCUUCUCAAAUGUAUUCCUGGCGGGCUUCGACGGGACCGUCACGGCAUCGACAUAUUCCAUCAUCAGCUCCGAGUUCCAUCGGUCGGACCUGGCUUCCUGGAUAACGACAUCAUACCUGCUGGCGAGCACGGCCGUGCAGCCUCUCUAUGGCCGCUUUUCGGAUGUCUUUGGACGGCGAGCGUGUCUGCUCUUUGCCACUGCCAGCUUCGGCCUCGGGUGCCUGGGCUGUGCGCUCAGCGCGAAUAUGGGGUCUCUUAUUUUUAUGAGGGCCGUAACUGGGCUGGGCGGUGGUGGCCUGAUGACCAUGUCUACAAUCAUCAACUCCGACUUGAUCCCGACCCGGCACCGCGGAAUGUACCAGGCCAUCCAGAACAUCCUGCAUGGAUUCGGCGCCAUCUGUGGCGCGUCUGUGGGUGGUAUCAUGGCUGACGCCGUGGGCUGGCGGUUCUGUUUCCUCUCGCAGGUCGGCUUCGUGGCUGUCACCUGGGUCGUGGCAUUCGUCUUUGUCCAGGGCAACGGCAUAAGCUCGCCCACAGCUGGCAAGCUUGGCGCGGCCUGGAGACAGAUUGACGUUACCGGUGCGGCGCUGCUGUUUGUCGGCCUGGUGCUGCAGCUCGCGGGCAUCAGCCUCGGCAGCAACGAGCUCUCGUGGUCGCAUCCCAUCGUUAUCUCUGUCCUGGCUACAAGCUGCCUCAUGCUGGCUGCCUUUGUGGUUGCCGAGGCUCGCUGCAAGACGGUGCCGAUCCUUCCGCUGGGCCUGCUCGCCGGUCGCGAGAAAGUGGCUUUGCUCGUCAGCAACGUCUCGCUGGGCAUGACUGCGUACGGGUUCCUGUUCCUCAUGCCCCUUCUGUUCCAGACCGCACUGCUCGACUCGGCCUCCGUUGCAGGGCUGCGCAUGGUCCCCCCCUCGCUGGCCACGCCGCUCGGCGGGCUGUCCACAGGCAUCGUGAUGCGCCGUAGAGGCAGCCUCGUCACUGUCACCCGAGUCGGCCUGGUCAUGCUCCUGUGUAGCAAUGCGCUCAUGCUGAGCCUGCCGAUGGGCUCCGCCGAGUGGAAGUUCUCGGUGUUUCCGAUCCCGGGCAAUUUCGGGUCGGGCAUGAUAUACCCUUCCAUCCUGUUCAGCUUCAUUCGUGCUUCGGGCAUUCAAGAACACGCUGUGGCCACGUCGCUGGUCUACCUCACACGCUCGAUGGGCACAAUGUGGGGUGUGUCCGUCGUCUCGACCAUCGUGCAGAACCUCCUCCCGGCAAGACUGGAGACGGCCUUGCCAGACUUUGAGGGCAGAAAGGAGAUGAUUGAGCAGCUAUUGAAGUCAACGACGGCGCUGAGGGAGCUUCCGCUCGAGAUCCAGGGCAUUGUCAGGGGUGUGUAUUACGGCAUUUGCCAGGUCGGGAUCGUGUUUCUCCUCGCAAUGACGGCGGUGGGUCUGGUGUGUAGCUUUCUGGUCAGGGAAUAGCGUGCUGUGGCGCACUGAGUGAGAUGCGCAAAAGACCCCGUGGGAACCACAGUAAUACUAGGUAGUUUUGGUGACGCUCAUGUUGCGUGAGGAGGAUGCAACGAAAUGUUCAUAGUGCAUAGCAUCCGGGUUUUCAUCAAAGACGUUCAUGGGGCCAUUCGGAAAAAGAAUAGACAAAAUAAUCGAUUCCCUUCCAUUCUCCCCA